CUACGGGGAGCUUGUUUUUAGAAGUCUCCGUGCUAGAUAUUCUAGAUGUCCUAUCUGUUUGUUCUCAUUAUUAUUAUGAUACGGAUAGGGCUUCGCCGGACUUAUUAUGUAGACGUGGCAAUUAGGAAUUUAUAAAAUGCUAGACCGUUCAGGCUGUGUCUGUUCAUUUAGACUUGCCAAUAUAUCAGAGCUCUCAAGUUACUUGUCAACCACAAGCUAUAAGUCAAUAUUAGGUACAUAAUACACCUAUAACAAUAUCCAGAUAGAAUCAUCACUUACGACCUGAAAACAAACACAAUGGCCACAUCGAAAGACUUACCGCCAUUAGACGUUGGAUUCGGUAGUAUCUUCGUCAAGAACCAAUUUCGUACCAAGCCCCAAUAUCCGCCGAGUACUACCGAUCUUACCGGGAAAGUCGCCCUCAUUACUGGAGCUAAUACCGGUCUUGGAUACGAAGCUGGUAAGCAAAUGCUUGCGCUCCGUCUAUCUCAUCUCAUCAUUGCAGUCCGGAGCAAGGAAAAGGGAGAUGCAGCUGCUUCUAAGCUUAGAAGCCUAUAUCCAAAAGCCAAGGUCGAGGUCAUGAUCGUGGAUAUGAGCAAGUACAAUUCUGUCCAAGAAUUCGUCCGUAAUGUCGACAGCAAGCUAUAUCGGCUAGACAUCGCAAUUCUCAACGCAGGCGUCAUCAAACUAAAGCACGCCACGGAACCCAGCACCGGCCACGAACAAAUCCUACAAGUCAACUACCUCUCAACGGUCCUGCUCGCCAUCCUCCUACUUCCCAUACUCAAGAAGAAGUCUCCACCCGGGACCCCCGGCCGACUUACAGUCGUCAACGCGGCCCUAGCCCUCACCGCGCCUCUGCCCAAACCCGACCACGGCCACGAGUCCAUCUUCGCAACCCUCGACGACCCCAAAUCCUUCGUUCCCAACACCGACAAGACCUACAACAUGUCCAAGUUCCUCGGCCAGAUGUUCGCCUACAAGCUGGGCGAGUACGUGUCCGCGGACGACGUGGUCGUCAACUUCGUGUGUCCGGGCUAUGUCAGGGGCACGGAUCUGGGCCGCGAAGCCAGCGUUCUCAUCAGGCCUGCGGUCGCCUUGUUUGCCGCUGUGGCGGGGCGGUCGACGCGGGAUGGCGCCUCGACGUAUUUGGAUGCGGCGCUGGUGAAGGGGAAGGAGUCGCAUUGCUCGUUUAUUAUGAGUUGGAAAGUUUCGCCGUUUAACUCAUUUCUGUAUACUCCGGAAGGGAAAGAUACUGCGGACCAAGUCUUUGAGGAGACGAUGAAGGAGUUGGAGUUUGCUGAUGCUAGGGGGAUUUUGGAGUCGAUGAAGACCUCAGCAGUUGUUUUCAGGGGUCAAUGAAGGGGUAGAGCAAUUUGAACAUUAGAGGGCGUCAUCACUUGUAUACUAUGAGGAACAGCGAGUAUCAUAAUUCAUAUAUGUUAUUGAUAGUUAUAAUGAUGG
Messenger RNA from Daldinia caldariorum, 1464 nucleotides. RefSeq names its product NAD(P)-binding protein. The transcript is spliced from 2 exons. The record is from RefSeq and is a predicted model, not a curated record. The coding region runs from base 298 to 1362 and encodes 354 amino acids. Lineage: Eukaryota; Fungi; Ascomycota; Sordariomycetes; Xylariales; Hypoxylaceae.